GUAGUGUCCUCAGUCAGAAUGUGUCUUCCUGGAUGGUACAUUUGGUGCAUUUUACUGACUCUACGCAUGCCAGCCUUUGGUUUGGAGAUUUCUGGAUAUGACCGCGAUGAAGUUAUUUGCUCACAGGGUCUCUCUGAUUGCACCAUGGAGGAUGAGAUGCCUCUUAUUGUAGCAGAAAAUGAUGCUGUGGAUGUCAAAAACCUGACUCCAUAUUUCAAGCUCUGCUGCAGGGACAGGGCGCCGUGCACAUUAUGUCUGGUGAUAGACACAGAGAUCAACAUUCAUCCAGAUAAAGACAUGGAGGAUGAAGGCCACUCUGGGCAUGAUGAAGAAGAUUAUAGCGAGGAGACAGAGAGGAGUCCCAAAGCGUCUGUGACACUGUGUUACUGUGCAGCACCUACCAUGUCAGUGUGCAAGAAGGUGGAGUUUACGGUUAAUCAUGCUGCCCUUACUCAGGAAAACCAGGCAAAGUUUUCUGUAGUGAUUACUGAGCCAGCUGGGGUUUCCUUCAGCAGUCACGUGAUUGUUUAUCCUAAACUAUCACAUCUAAGUCAAGAAGUUGUUGUUCCUUCUCUAGAUAAAGUAUGCUCCGAGAAGCUGAAGGAACGUGUGGAAGAGUGUUAUGUGCCCAGGCUCAGCAGUGUAAUCAACAAAGAGAUGAAUCGGGUAGAGCUGCAGUUUAUUGACAGGAUUAAGAGCGUCCCCUCUGUGUGCUUCCAGUAUGAGCAGAAUGGAAGAUGUCAGAUAUGGAACAGGAUGACCAUCCCACUGUAUGCUGUGACCCCCUGCAUGUGUCUCCAGGCAUGGGAGGUGAGUUCCGUGCGCUCUCUAAGCUGCCCUUUCUCUAAAACAGAUUUCCUCCAAAGGAACAUAUGGCAGAAUGUGUCAGUGUCUGUAGGCCAGGGUCAGGUGAACAACCACUGCACAAUGCUGUCGUGGAACCUGUCUGCCCCCUGCAGGCUGGAGGGUGAAGUGUGGCCCUGCCACAAAGAGAACAGCUGCAGGGAGAUGAAGGGCUUCAGACAACAGCUGGCAAAUGGCACAUGGAGACAAAACAGCAAGGAUCAGUGGGAGAAAAUAGGGGUGUUUGAAGAAAUCAACCUUAAGCUUGCAUCAUGUGUGAUGGUAAAAAUAAAAGGAAUGGGACAUGAGCUGGGUCCAUUCUGUUUUAAAAACACUGACAGGACGCACUGGACCCUCCUGGUUGUUGGUAUCAUGCUGCUGGUUUUCUUGACUGUGCUCGUAUCUUAUCUCCGUCAUGACUUCGUCAAGAAAUGGGUGUGGAGCUGGCAUCAUGGUGGAUUUGUAAAGAUUGGCAGAAAGUGUCAUGUGGUGUUGCUGAGCCCCCCAGAUGUGGAUAAUGGUGUUUCGGAGUCGGUAUGUCAGCUCGGCUCGCAGCUCUUUAACCAGGGCUUCAGUGUGUCUGUGGACCAGUGGAUCAGGAAGGAGCAGUGCAAUCUGGGGCCUCUGCCAUGGCUGCACUCCCAGCUGCUGGAGCUGAAAAGCCUGGGCGGCCGAGUUCUGCUCGUCUUGACCCGAAAAGCCUUGGAGAGGAUAGAGGAAUGGACCCAUCGAAACAAAGAGGUUAUCAAGAUGAAGGGGGAAGACAAGGGUCUCCCUCAGAUGUGUUCCCCUUACUCUGAUGUGUUCACAGCCUCCCUGUGCCUCAUCCAUGCGGACAAGCAGCUGGGAAGAGCUGGAGAACGUUUUAUUUUGGUGAAAUUUGACUCACAUCCAAGCAGUGACAGGAGUCUACCAGAGCUUCUUCGGGGGUUGCCCCUGUUCCAGCUUCCCUCUCAGACCCAGGCCCUCUUGAAAGAGCUCGCUGUGGGAGGGACACGGGAGGGUAUCAGGGUGACAUGGACAGGGUGGAAAUGGAGUGCCUCAGGUGGAUUGAGAGCAAAGACCAAAGAAGGACCAGACCAGCAGAAGGCAUCACACAGUAAAUAUGUUGGAGUUGAGAAAAACUUGGAGACAAAGCCUUUGAAGCACCCAUACAUUAUUGUUGCACAUUAUUGCAUUAUGCAUUAUAUGUUCAUAUAAAUUGUGGAUGAGAUAAACAUAGGACAUUAUUAAAGGCUGGCUGGUAAUAAUCUAUAUUGUUGUUAUUUUCAAGAAAUGCCAUGAAAUGACCAACAAUAAUAGGUUAGUGCAUCUCCCAAUACUUACCGACUUCACCUCCCCAUACGUGUUAGCAUCUUAGGCAGCAGGAAGGAGUUUGGACUGACUCAAAUGUUCAUUGUUAUGAAGGCAAAUACCACAAAGUGAGAGACUGUCAAAGUGUUUUAUUAGUUUUGGACAAUAAG
Cottoperca gobio is the source of this 2306-nucleotide messenger RNA. RefSeq names its product interleukin 17 receptor C (gene il17rc). The record is from RefSeq and is a predicted model, not a curated record. Lineage: Eukaryota; Metazoa; Chordata; Actinopteri; Perciformes; Bovichtidae. Gene Ontology annotation, molecular function: interleukin-17 receptor activity.